AACUGUUUCGCGAAAGGAAUAAUUAUAAAUAUUUAAACUAAUAUUUUAUUGAUAAUUGGUCGAGCAAACUUAACGAAUUGAAUGGUUUCCUUUGAUGUCCAUGAUUAACAUCCAUCGUUCGGAUGAGAAGUGAGUUAGAUAACCUCUUUAAAAUCCGGAUAUAAGACUUCUACUUAUAUACAUCCGGCUUUUACCGAUGAGUGAAGCGGUUCUGUGAUUUACUGGAAUUAAAAGUCUUGUUUUUUUUACAUAAAUACUUUCGUACUAACAUCAGUAAUUCGUAAGUUUACAAUGUUUCGAGUGAUAAUGUCUUUGCGUCCUCAGGCUUGCAAAGCGGCUUUCAGUGUAUCAACGUUGAUAAAAGCCAAGAAUCUAACACUGGUAGAAAAUGCACGUAACAUCUGUGUCAGUUCCAAGCUUUUUUGUUGUCAACCUCAAGUUCAGAAACCUGCCCCUGACUUCUCUGGAACAGCUGUGGUUGAUGGUGAUUUCAAAGAAAUAAAACUGAGUGACUACAAGGGCAAAUAUGUUGUUCUUUUUUUUUAUCCUUUAGAUUUCACAUUCGUAUGUCCCACUGAGUUAAUAGCAUUCAGUGAGAAAAUUUCAGAGUUCAAAGCUUUGAACACACAAGUGAUUGGAGUAUCUACAGACUCUCACUUCAGUCACCUAGCCUGGAUUAAUACUUCAAGGAAACAGGGUGGUUUGGGUGGUAAUUUAGGCUAUCCCCUUCUAAGUGAUUUUAAGAAAGAAAUAUCAAACAAAUACAGUGUUCUCCUUCAAGAAUCUGGAGUAGCCUUGCGAGGAUUGUUCAUAAUAGACAGAGAAGGAAUACUGAGACAACUUAGUGUGAACGAUCUACCAGUUGGAAGAAGUGUUGAAGAAACACUGAGGCUUAUCAAAGCAUUCCAAUACGUUGAAAAACACGGAGAAGUUUGUCCUGCUAAUUGGCAGCCAGAUUCUAAGACCAUAAAACCGAAUCCAAAGGAUAGCAAACAAUACUUUGAGUCAGUGAAUUGAAAAUUAAAUACAAUAUUUUAUACAACAUAAUGUACUGUAAUAUAUAGUAAUAUAUACACAAAUCUUUG
Messenger RNA from Dufourea novaeangliae, 1085 nucleotides. RefSeq names its product peroxiredoxin-like (gene Tpx-3). Bases 292 to 1017 code for a protein of 241 amino acids. Gene Ontology annotation, molecular function: thioredoxin peroxidase activity. The record is from RefSeq and is a predicted model, not a curated record. The transcript has 3 exons. Gene Ontology annotation, biological process: cell redox homeostasis; hydrogen peroxide catabolic process; response to oxidative stress. Lineage: Eukaryota; Metazoa; Arthropoda; Insecta; Hymenoptera; Halictidae. Gene Ontology annotation, cellular component: cytosol; mitochondrion.